GACAAGAUCGCUAAGGCCUUAUAAAAAGAGCCCAGAACCCACCGUCAUUCGCCACAUUUUGUUCGGCGUUUAGUUCUUGAGGGGAAAAAGAGGAAAGUAGAGCAAGCAAUCAUGGUGAUGAAGGUCCAUGGAGGCGUCGCCUCCACCGCAACGAUGCGGGUCUUCGCUACCCUCUACGAGAAGAACCUUGAGUUCGAGUUCGUCCCGGUCGACCUGCGAGCUGGCGAGCACAAGAAGGAGCCCUUCCUCGCCCUCAACCCUUUCGGUCAAGUCCCAGCCUUUGAGGACGGAGAUUUGAAGCUGUUCGAAUCAAGGGCAAUUACUGGAUACAUUGCUCAUGCGUACGCGGACAAGGGCACUCCGCUCGUCUGUGAGGGCAAACCCAUGGCGACGGUUGGUGUGUGGAUGGAGGUCGAGGCCCACCAGUUUGACACCUUGGCGUCGAAGCUGCAGUGGGAGCUCGUGUACAAGCCGAUGUUCGGCAUGGCCAUGGACGCUGCUGUAGUUGAGGAGAACGAGCCCAAGCUCGCCAAGGUCCUCGAUGUCUACGAGGCCCGGCUGAGCCAGUCCAAGUACUUGGGCUGCGACUGCUUCACGCUCGCUGACCUCCACCACCUCCCGACCCUGACCAACCUGAUGGGGACGCCAUUGAAGAAGCUGUUCGACGCCCGCCCCAAGGUGAGCGCGUGGGUGGCCGACAUCAUGGCCCGGCCUGCUUGGGCCAAGGUUCUUGCCAUGAGGAGCCAGAAGUGAAGCAAAUGUUCUAGUUUAAAUUAUCUGGUGUUGGGGGGGAAUAACACUAGACCUUUUCUCCCCUCUUAUUAUGUGAGUUUACAACUGUAUUUUGUUGUUGGUUUUGUCCUUCUUUGGUCAAUGUUUUAUGUGGGAGUUGGAUGAACUUAUAUGGGAUUUUCUCUGAAGAGUCGUCUUCAAUCAUCAAAGUUGGAGAUGAUGAUAAGGCUGGUGCUUUGUGGUUGUCUACUAUGAGCAAUAUAUAUUGGACAUAUGCAGAGUUAUGUUUUAUGAGUCAUUGGCUUA
This is a messenger RNA of Eucalyptus grandis, 1038 nucleotides long. Its product is annotated as glutathione S-transferase. The transcript is spliced from 3 exons. Gene Ontology annotation, molecular function: glutathione binding; glutathione transferase activity. Gene Ontology annotation, cellular component: cytoplasm. The record is from RefSeq and is a predicted model, not a curated record. Bases 112 to 753 code for a protein of 213 amino acids. NCBI's taxonomy places the organism in Eukaryota, Viridiplantae, Streptophyta, Magnoliopsida, Myrtales, Myrtaceae.